Molecule: messenger RNA, 1053 nt
Organism: Rhizophagus irregularis DAOM 181602=DAOM 197198
Lineage: Eukaryota; Fungi; Glomeromycota; Glomeromycetes; Glomerales; Glomeraceae
Source: RefSeq, a predicted model, not a curated record
AUGGUCACUCAUAAUUCUUCAAAUAAUUUUGGUGAUAAUGUCUACGAAUCAAAUUCGCAAACAACUGUUGCUCAGACGCACGAUACAUAUUUGCCUGCCAUGUCUGUCAAUAACGUUAAUAACACAAUUUCUGAUCACAUGAUGUCAAACACUAUCUCUCCCAAUCAACAACCCAAUGUUUCUAAUCAUAAUCAGCGAUAUCAGCAACCCAAUGUCGCUUCACCUAGUUGCCAACAGCAAUAUGAUGCUAACUAUAGUAACGCCAUUUCUAACUAUAGCAAUAACGUCACUACCUCUCCUUAUCAGCAAACCAAUGUUUCUUCACCUAAUCAUAAUCAGCGAUAUCAGCAACACAAUGUAGCUUCACCUAAUCCACAGCAAUAUGAUGCUAUUAAUAACGUCACCAUCUCUUCCGGUCAGCAACCCAUGUCAAACAAUAAUGUCACUACACCUCCUAAUCAGCAAACCAAUGCUUCUUCACCUAAUCAUAAUCAGCGAUAUCAGCAACACAAUGUCGCUUCACCCAAUCACCAGCAGCAAUAUGAUGCUAACUAUCAACAAUACAUUUCUAACUACUAUAGCAAUAACGCCACUAUCUCUCCCGGUCGGCAACCAAACAAUAACGUUACUACCUCUCUUGAUCAAACCAAUGUCUCUUCACCUAAUCUUAAUCAGCAAUAUCAGCAACACAAUGUUGUUUCACCUAAUCAUCAGCAUCAACAUGAUGCUAAUAAUCAACAAUAUAUUCAUCAAACCGCCAUCUCUAACAACACUGAUUCUUUUAUUCUUGGUCUUAAUCACCAUCACAAUUAUCAACAGCCCACUGAUAAUAAUCAUCACAAUUCAAACAACACUAAUCACAAUAAUAAUCAGCAAUCUUCGUCUAAUAAUGAUUCACCCCCGCAAUUUUCUUCACCUCAAUCUGUUAUGUUUCCACUUUCGCUUAACAUUACCAUUAAUUCUCCUCAGACAAAUUUUAUCAUUAUACCUAAUUCGGAUAUUCAGCAAGUUCUUUCUUUUUUGAAUAAUCCUUCUUCAAGGUUUCAACGAUAA